Messenger RNA from Desarmillaria tabescens, 1497 nucleotides. Its product is annotated as PLP-dependent transferase. Gene Ontology annotation, cellular component: peroxisome. The transcript is spliced from 16 exons. NCBI's taxonomy places the organism in Eukaryota, Fungi, Basidiomycota, Agaricomycetes, Agaricales, Physalacriaceae. Gene Ontology annotation, molecular function: L-serine:pyruvate transaminase activity; L-alanine:glyoxylate transaminase activity. Bases 244 to 1386 code for a protein of 380 amino acids. The record is from RefSeq and is a predicted model, not a curated record.
CAAACACAUAUCCUGGUCCACAAGUAGUGGUACCUGUUUAUGUUGAGAUGUCGGUCACUGGACCAGCAUUCGCGCGCGCGUUGUGAUCACUGGGCCGGAAAUGAUCGGACCGCAGCCCAAAUUUUGGGCUUUUCUCUAACAGCCGCCGGCAUCAUCGUUUCACAGGGAGUCACCUUCCGGGUCCAGCGCAUACUGAUUUUUGUAUAUUAUACCGCGACACUACUACCCUAGUACAUUACUACCAUGUCAGAAUCCAAGUUUCAACAGGCACCCCACAAGCUAUUGGCCAUCCCCGGGCCUAUUGAAGUGACCAACGAAGUCCUCGAUGCGAUUUCUCAGCCGCCUAUGUCCCACGUUUCGCCUGGGUUUGUGAAGAUAUUUAGAGAGUGUAUGGAUAUGACCAGACAAGUACUGUAUACGUCCACUGGCAUGCCUUUCAUCAUAGCCGGGAGCGGGACUCUCGGCUGGGACGAGGUUUCUUCCAAUCUUGUAGAGCCCGGUGAAGCUGCGCUAGUCGUGAACAAUGGCUACUUUGGGGAUGGUUUUGCUGACUGUCUCCAUGCUUAUGGCGCAAGCGUUGACCACGUCCGGGCGCCUUUGGGCGAGGUGGUGCCAAGUAUAGAUAUUGAAAGGGCACUAAAGAGGAGAAAAUAUAAGGUUAUUAUAGUCACCCAUGUCGACACGUCGACCGGCGUUCUAUCAGACGUGAAAGCGGUAGCGAGUGUCACCAAGAGAGUUUCACCAGAAACAUUGGUUAUUGUCGAUGGCGUAUGUUCGGUCGCAAGCGAGGAAAUCCGCAUGGAUGAUUGGAACAUCGAUGUGGUCCUCACGGCGAGUCAGAAGGGACUAGGCACACCGCCAGGGUUGAGUAUUCUCGUCGCGAGCGAACGAGCGAUCAAGGUAUUCGAGAGCAGGAAAGCUCCGGCGACAUCCUACUAUGCGAGUUGGCAAAAGUGGCUGCCUGUCAUGCGCGCAUACGACUCUGGUUCACCAGCGUACUUUGCUACACCGCCUGUGAACAUGAUAUACGCGUAUCAUGCCUCUUUAAAGCAGAUAAUAGUGGGCUUAGAAGAGAGGUUUAGAGCACAUCAGAAGGCCAGUGAGAGGAUCAAGGCUGUAGCUCAGCAGUUGGGUUACACCCAGAUACCCAAGAAGCAAAGUGUUGCAGCGAACGGGAUGACUGCGAUAUAUGUUCCCGAUGGGUUCGCACCAAAAGACAUUAUACCUCGGUUGACAGAGCAUGGUAUCGUUGUUGCUGGCGGCCUGCACAAGGACGUCAAAGAUAAAUACAUCAGGAUAGGUCAUAUGGGCGCCUCUGUUGUUGAUGAGAGAAGAGGAGACAUUGAAACCAUUGAGAAAGCGUUGAAAGCGUCAGUCGGGAAAUGAAGUACUUACAUGUGUCAACAGCGUCUGUCAAAUCCUUGCACCGGGCUGUAAUAGAUGAUAUGACAAUGAAUAAUCAGUCGCAAUGCGGACGUCUCCCACCCGAUAGGCAUG